AAGGGGACCACGAACAGACGGGAGAACCUGCGAGACUGCAGCAAUGGUGCCAUGCGUCGUCGACCCGGAUACAUUCUCCAGCAGAUACAUUGAACAGACGUCUAGAAAAUACCCAAAAGGACUACGAGUUCGACGUCAUAUUCCGCACGCAGAGAGACCUAGAGAAUUUGUGAGCAAAAGGAACCAGCGAGAAAGGAGGCGUGUGGGAAAGGUGAACGCAGCUUUUGAAGAUCUCAGAGACAGAGUACCGUUCAUUAAGGAUGAUGACAAGACAUCGAAAGUGGCAGUUCUGAAAUCCGCAGCGCAGUACAUCCAUUUCUUAUCGUCACUUCUGCUGGAAGAUGAGUCGUCUGCAAGUGACGUUUGUCACAGAAUGCAUCCUGUUCCGAAACAGAACGAUUCAACUGGAUUCGACAAAACUGAACAAUGUUGGAGCAUGGAAGAGCAACAGGAAAAUGACAUGUUAUACAGAAUGGGCAUUGUGCCAUCUUGUCGCUUUGAGCACCAUCGUGAAUAUGACCAAUCGAAGGCCACGGAACAGAGUCUUUUGUGGGAAUCGCACCGCCCUCUACAUGAAGCAAACAGUCACUUUUCAAUCACGCAGACGCUCUUUUGAUAUGGUUGUCAAAAUGCCCAGAUCUUUAACAAGUGGUCAUUAUGUUUACCCACUAUGUUGUACAAAACAAUGUUUAUACAGUGUACCAUAAAGUUUGUAUUUUUAUAUACAUAUAUUUAUAUUAUAUUUAUAGUCUUCUAAAUUAACAACACAAAUACAAUAAUUGAGACAACUCG
Gigantopelta aegis is the source of this 792-nucleotide messenger RNA. RefSeq names its product achaete-scute homolog 1a-like. NCBI's taxonomy places the organism in Eukaryota, Metazoa, Mollusca, Gastropoda, Neomphalida, Peltospiridae. Gene Ontology annotation, biological process: regulation of transcription by RNA polymerase II; developmental process. The record is from RefSeq and is a predicted model, not a curated record. The transcript is spliced from 2 exons. The coding region runs from base 44 to 616 and encodes 190 amino acids. Gene Ontology annotation, molecular function: RNA polymerase II transcription regulatory region sequence-specific DNA binding; protein dimerization activity; DNA-binding transcription factor activity, RNA polymerase II-specific.